This is a messenger RNA of Umbelopsis ramanniana AG, 1557 nucleotides long. RefSeq lists its product as uncharacterized. The coding region runs from base 1 to 1557 and encodes 518 amino acids. The transcript is spliced from 4 exons. Lineage: Eukaryota; Fungi; Mucoromycota; Umbelopsidomycetes; Umbelopsidales; Umbelopsidaceae. The record is from RefSeq and is a predicted model, not a curated record.
AUGUCGGACUCACAUGCUGGACAGAUGACAGCACCCGUAAAACGAAAAGGACGCCCACAGAAGAAAGCACAUUACGGCUCGGAUGCGUCAGGGAAAGAAGAUGACGACGACAUGACCGACCUUUCAUUCCACAGUGAUACCGGAGAUCAGUUCAGUGAAGAAGAAGAAGACGCUCAUUCUGUUUCCGCUUCCAUUGGCACCGGUCGUAAACGCGGCCGACCGCGAUCCAUAAAGCGAGCUCGUCCUGAGGAAAGAAAGGAAGAAAAGCGAGAAGAAUCCAUUGCUGAAAAAGUGGUCAAAGCUGUCAUGGGAGAAGGAGAGAUCGAUGAGUUGGGAGAAUCAAGAGUCGACAAGGACGGCCAUUUGCGCGAUGGUCGUGAAUACAAGAUACCAGCAUUCUCCAUGCCAAGUCGAGGCGACGAAUUGCUUAUGCUUGGUAAAGAUGUGGUUGCUCUGUUGAAUAUGCGUGAUAGUUUUGUACUUGUCAACAAGAACCCUCUGGUCGUCAAGGUCGACGCUACACAGGAAGAUAAGAACUACCUUAUUGAACACGGAUAUUUAAGAUCGACUUUUCGAACGAGAGAUAUCACCAUUGUUUCAGCUCGUUCUAUAUUUAAAACUUUUGGACAUCGUGUCAUCAAGAAGGGACGACGCGGUAGAGAUGAUUAUUUUGCCACGGGUGUACCUGAAGAAGACAGUGAAGCAGAAGACGAAAAGGAAGAGGCAGAGGAAAAGAAGCGUGCUCGACUUUACACCAAGGCAUCCGAAAUGCCUCAGGACACUGCUUUCGGCGCAGGAGCAUCAUCGUUAUCGUUCCGACGAAGCAAUCUAACGAAUCGAUUUGUCCCCAAUCGUGGUCCACCAAAUGAUUUGAAUUGGAUUUUCCAUGCUGCACUUUCUGUUCGAGAUUUUAAUGCUCAACUUCGAGAGUAUCGCUCUAAGAACCCAACGUUCUAUGAUGUACACACCCACAUUUAUCAAACUCCAGCAUCCAUGCAACCUCAAUACGCAGUCGCUCCCACUGAAGAAGCGUUGAACGCUGCUGCUGAAGCGUCUGCUGCAGAUCAAGCUGGAAUGAUGGGCGAUCAACAGCAGAGAGCAGAGUCUACCAAGCCUGCUGUUAUACCUGACACUAUUCAACAGCAUUCCAUGUCACAGCCUCCACAAGGGUACCCCAUGCAAGCGUACGCAGAUCAACAACAAGCGUCUUAUGGGAUGAGCAUGGCAAAUGGCCAGAUACCUUUUGCAAUGCAGCAACAAGCUCGAUUAAACCAAGCUGCUGCAGCCAAGAUGAUACCUCCCAAUUCACAAGCGGCAUAUAUGGCAUCGAUGUCCGGUAAUAACCCUGCUGCAUUUCAAAAUUUGCCCCCUGGCCAAUCGACCGCAGCUUUAGCCGCUGCACGACAACACCAAAUGGCAGCUAUGCAAGGUAUGUCUGGGCAACUCCCUAAUGCUGGCAUGCAAGGUCAGCGAUUAUCACAGCAAAUGCAGAAUCCUUAUGGUUCGACUGGUUCGCCCAUGCCACAGCAGAACGCUCCUCGGUUUGGCGUGAAGUGA